Molecule: messenger RNA, 725 nt
Organism: Gigantopelta aegis
Lineage: Eukaryota; Metazoa; Mollusca; Gastropoda; Neomphalida; Peltospiridae
Exons: 6
Coding region: 1-552 (183 amino acids)
Source: RefSeq, a predicted model, not a curated record
AUGAACGCACUGUGCAUACUCAUAGCUUUGGCAGGUGUUAUUCAUACCAUCACCGCCGAUACGUGCGAUGUGUGUACAACUACUUAUGCUUCGGAAAAAACCGCGGGAGGGUCUGACAAUGCUUUAUUGUGCACAGCGGUGAAGAAGUAUGCCCAGUGUCUUGCGGUAGCAAGUGGUGCCGGGUGCGCGUCUGGGGCUAAUGUUCCAGCCACACAGUUUGCUGGUACCAUCGCCACAGAUGCUGGGGCUUUAACCAGCUGCACGUUUGAUGCUCUGUGUUCUGGGUGUCAAAUGACGUACCAAACCGCCAAACUGGCUCGUUCCAGUUCCAAAGCCGUAAACGACUGCAAGGAAGCGUUUACAUACGCCGGUUGUGUGGCCGAUUCCACUACUACAUUCAAGGCUUGUGACGGAGUAACCACCCAGGCAGCACUUACCAUAACCGCUCAGGCAGCAGCAAUAGCCGACUGUUCUGUCUGCGGCACGGAAGCACUGAAAUCAUCGGUCGUGAUUCUGGUAGCGGGUCUGUUCCUGUCUUACCUCAAGUUUUGAUUCUCACCUGUUUGCCACACCCUACAGAGGCUUCUUUCCCAACACCUCUACACGUAGUAGGGACAUACAUGUGUCUGUGACUGUCUUCUGUUAGUCAUAACCAUAUAUGCUGCAUACUCCAUGUAUCAAUAGAAAACUAACGUUCUUCAUUGGAUAUAUGACGUGAAUGUCAA